Molecule: messenger RNA, 3208 nt
Organism: Drosophila kikkawai
Lineage: Eukaryota; Metazoa; Arthropoda; Insecta; Diptera; Drosophilidae
Source: RefSeq, a predicted model, not a curated record
UAGAAAUGACCUACCACAAGUUUCGGAACAGGACAUCAAAAAUUUAUAUUUUAAUGCUAGGGCAGCACAGAAUAGAUCUAGACUAAAUUAUCUAAGCAGCGGAGAAAGGGAGAAAUUUAAAUUCAAUGAACCAAUGAAGAGUCAUUCCGGAACUAGUAAUGUUCCAUAUUCCAAGGAAUAUAAUCUGCUUAAUGCUAAUUCACGUGCGAGCAGUACUCCCAAUUAUAAUAAUUAUAUGUUGAACCAAACUGAAAUUGAUUUUAUUAUAAACAAACACAUGAGGGAGGGUCUACGGAAGAAUAAUAAUUAUAAAAAUGAUCAAACAUACAAUGGCCAAAAUGCUCAUACUAUACCAUAUAAUAUAAAGCCUGGAGAUCUGGAAAAUACUUAUAUUUCUAAAAAUGCCCAACAAUUUGAUUUGAAUAAUUUUCAAAGUAUGCCACAUAAUUUCAAUCCCAAAGAUUUAUAUUCCGAUCUCGGUCAACCAUAUUCACAGUCAAAGUUUCCUCAGAGGAAACCGUUGUCAUCUUAUCCCAGGGCUAACCCUUACAGACCUGUACCUCGAAAUUUUAAAAGAAUUAGACGAAGCUGGCAUACUAGAGAAAAUAGAGAUGCAAAUCAAUAUAUGAAAGAUGGGUUCAGUUUACAAAAAAUUGAAGAGAAUGGCGAGGUUCCAUGCGAUACUUGUGGUGGGAAGAAUAAAAAGAAGGAUGAAAAGCCCCCAGCAAGAUUUUGCAGUGCCUUGAUAGAACCAAAAAGCUCCGAAAGUAAACUGGAAGAGUUUAAUGCACCAGAAAAACUGAACGAUGUCAUUCCCUGUGAUACUUGUGGAGGAAAGAACAAAAAAGGAGAAGGAAAAUCCCCACCUGGCAGUCUUGAUUCUGAGGUUCAAAUGGUAAAAGCGGAAAGCGUUCAGCCAUUAACAUCAGAGGAUGCAAUACCAUGUGAAAAGUGCAAGGUAAACCGUGAAGGUAACCUGGCUGCUCAGUCCUGCGGAUGCGUAAGCAAUCCCAGCGUAUGCAACUGUGAAGUCUCCAAGUUAUCCCGAGCUCUUAAUCAGAGUAAGGAAGACAUCAAUUAUGGCGUGUUCAACAUGAACAGUCCCAUUCCAUAUUUAACAACUCAGCUGCGGGUUUUCAGGAGACGCCAUAAUACCUGGUGGAGGAUUGUUCCCAUUGUAAGGCUUGAUAGUGUGUCAGGAAUAUUUGCAAAUAAAAAUAUGUCCAUGGUAUUUUCUACACGCGUUGGAACAUUGCGGCAGGAAAAAUCUGCAAGGUUUUCAGAUCACAAACUUUUUAUUCCUUUAAAAAGUGAUGGCCAACUGGCCGAGACAAGGAGCUUAGAGACGUUAACGGAAUUGCAGAAUAACAUUGGGAAAAGCUUUCUGAUUGGCAGUUCUAGGAAGGACCUUGCCACUCGUGAAAUAAAGGAUUUCGAAGAGGAUGCCAUUAAAGGUAUUGACAGCCUGGGUUAUUUUCCAGUAACCAUGAAAGCUUUACAAAUGUGUCCCCAUAACGACAAGAAUAUUUGCCUAAACAUUCGAGGGGAAAGAGUUCCAGAGUUUAGUAUAAAAGUCAAGAUUCCCUUUCGGGAAAAUGCUUUUAUGGUGAAAAAAAGGCAUGUGGUAAAGAUAUUCAGCAUUGUUACCGAUGCUACUACAAAGGAUGCCAUACAAAUUUCAAUCGAUGUUAUUAACAAGGGCCUAGAGGCACAUGAAUACUCCAUAUAUGUUUAUAAUUGUCCCCUUUCCAAAAGUGCUUUAAGUACGACUAGUAUCAGAAGGCAAUUACUGCCAGAUAUUGGCCAAAAUGUUACCUUUUUACUACCAUUUAUAAAUAGCGCAAAGAAAAACAAGAAAUUUACUUGUGAUGUGGUUGUAAAGGAAUCCGACUUGAAUAAUUCCAAUAAAAGCUUCUUUUUGAAGUCAUCUGAUAUAAAGGCCGGUAUUAUUGCCAAGAGGACCAUGGACAUUAAAGUUCACUCAAGGUGCUUCUGCAUUGGGCGAUGUCGCUGUCAUUGCAUGGAAAAGUUACAAACUUUUGUAAAUUACAACAUCUGCGAGAGAAUGAGCCGUAGGGCGCAGGAGGAUGCAGGACUCAUAUACAAUUGCCCGCCCGGAAAUGAAAGAAACGAUGUUUGCAUCACUGACUUGUCGUGUGACAGUCGUAAGAAAACAUCUUUCAACAUAUUUUAUAAAAUUCAAACUGUUAUUUUAAUUCUUUUUAUUUGGUUGCUUAUUUUCGGUCUUUUGAAAGCCAUUUUUGGUCUCUGUAUUCGAUCGAUAGAUCAAUAUGGAUUCGAGACUGUUCAGCCUGGCAGAUAUUAUGCUUGCUCAUCCAGGAUUCGAAUAUUUAUUGUGAAUGUUUUCUUCUUUAUUAUUUAUCCCUUGACCUGCUGGUGCAAGUGUUUCAAGCCAAAACCGGAGGACUUGAUGGCUGCCAGUACCGAUUGGUCCUGUAAUCAUGAAGUGGAUGACGACGAUUGUUCUUUGGGCGAGCAUAAAGACUCGGAGAAAAGAUCUCGACUUUGUGGUGGUGGACCUGCUCAGAAACUAUCUGAGGACCUGCUAUUGGCCUUUGCUCCCCAUUAUGAAAAUGGUUUAUUUAAAGACGACAAACCCGAUGAUGAGGAGAGCACAUUAUUUAUUUUAGAAGUUUUGGAGGAAAGCAAAACUUCAUUGAGUAAAAUGAUGAGUCAAAGCACCAAGAGUUCUGACAGUCCCGAGAUGGUUUCCAAAUGUGCGGAGAACAGCGAAGAAGAAAGAACAGCCGAGGAGCUAGUGGAAAAUCUCAAAACCUCACAGAGGGCUUACAGGCUAAUGAGUUCGCCAGUGGGCGGAGUGAUAAACAUUCCGGAAAAUAGUCAAUAUUGUGUUAAAGGCUUCUUUCUUCCCACCAUAAAGGGAACCUAUGAAUUCUUUAGCUAUCAUCCUCUGGUUCAGUAUAUAGGCUUCUCAAAGGAGAAUGAAGUUAUGAAGCUGAUGAAACCCCAAUAUCUACGUACAGAUGAAUUCUCUAGGACUUAUGCCAAUAAAUUAGAGGUCUUAAAGGCGGGGGAUCUAUCGGUGGGCUGCCCUCCGAAUAUUCCUUGCGUAAAUAUCACUCCAUCGAGCGAUUUGGAAAACUCUUUCCUAAAGCUUUCAGAGCUGUUAAAGGAGACACGCAGCGAGUAAGGAGAAUCUUUAAAGCUAAUUCUUAUAUUUUCGUUU